This is a messenger RNA of Diaporthe citri, 1152 nucleotides long. RefSeq lists its product as uncharacterized. NCBI's taxonomy places the organism in Eukaryota, Fungi, Ascomycota, Sordariomycetes, Diaporthales, Diaporthaceae. The transcript has 3 exons. Gene Ontology annotation, cellular component: membrane. The record is from RefSeq and is a predicted model, not a curated record. Bases 1 to 1152 code for a protein of 383 amino acids.
AUGGCUUCAAACAAUGGCAAUGAGGAUGCUCCUCGAGUUGAGGACGAGAAUGUGUCCGCUGCAGAGCCCAACCAGAGUGUCUGGCGCUCAAUAUGGCAAAACAACAAGGGUGCACUUCUAAUCCUCUCAUCUGUUGUCUGUGGCGCGUCAAUGGACGCCAUCGCCCGUUUCUUGCAACAAGGCGGUGCCGGUUUUCACACGCUCCAGAUCAUCACGGCUCGUAUGGGUGUAACGUUAAUCCUGAGCACCGUGUACAUGUGGUGGACUUCUGUGCCACAUUUCCCGCUAGGUCAUCCUGAGAUCAGAGGCUGGCUGGUGUUGAGGGCGCUGUUUGGAUUCGUGGGCCUCUUCACGUUAUACUACUCGGUCCACUACCUCCCCCUCGCUGAGGCGACCGUCUUCCGCUUCCUAAUUCCUAUCACCACCGCCUGGGCAUGCUACAUUGUACUGGGCCAGCCCUUCACCCGCAAGGAGCUGAUUGCGGGCUUGGUAGCCCUGGUGGGCGUGGUCUUCAUCGCGCACCCAGAGUCCAUCUUCGGCAAGGUCGACGACCAUAUCCACGCUGAUACCGCCCCAGGCGACCUGGACGAUGUCACUCCAGCGCAGCGCAUGUUUGCCAUCGCGCUCUCUAUCUUCGGUGUUGUAGGAGCAUCCGGCGCAUACACGACCAUCCGCAUCAUGGGCAAUAGGGCCCACGCUCUCAUCUCAGUCAACUACUUCGCCCUGAUCGCCACCGCCGGCUCGGCAGUCGCGCUGCUGGCCGCGCCGGGCAUAGGAUUCUCAAUGCCCCGAUCCGCGCGGGAGUGGGCCCUGCUGGCCCUGCUCGGCUUCCUGGGCUUCGUCCUGCAGUUCCUGCUCACGUCCGGCCUGCAGCUGGACAAGAGCCCCAAGGCCACGUCGAUGCUGUACACCCAGGUGAUAUUCGCCCUGAUGUUCGACUGGGCCAUCUGGGGCGUGCUGCCAGGCGGCUGGAGCCUUUUCGGCGGGGCCAUCAUCAUCGCGAGCACCCUGUGGUCGGCCUUGCACAAGCCGCAGGCCCCCAAGAGCAGGCCGGAGGCGAAGAAGGCCGUGGACGAGGAGACGGCGCUGCUUGGGCCACAGACCGAGGGCGUAGAGGAGGUCGCGAGGGUUUCCAGCGCUGGACGUGCAUAG